UACGAUUGGCGGCUGCCCUCUGGGCCACCAGUCGGCAAGCAGAGCUCUACCCGUCGGCCGUGAGCAAGAUGGCCGCCGUGAACGGUGGUAGUGUCGCUAUUGUGUAGUGUCUUUCAAGCUUUUGGCAGCUUCUGCGUGCGCGGCCCUACGUCGCGCGGCGGCUGCCCUACUGCCGCGCGGGGCGGGGGGCUACCGCCGGUCCUCGCGCACCCUCGCAGUCGAGGGAGUACGCGAAGCCGCCGAUCGAGUGCCUCGGAGCGGAGAGCUGCACGCGCGAGAGAGAGAGAGAGAGUGAGGAACAGGCGGCGCGGAGGUAGAGAGGAGGAGAAGAGGAAGAGGAGGCGGAGGACGACGACGGCAACAGCAGACACGGGGACGAGGACGUCGAGCGCCGAGCGCCGCCGACAGAAAGAUGCCGAGCGCGUCGUUCACGUCGUCGCGCAGCUACGUGCGGAGAUCGCGGCGGAAAGGCGCAAACAGGAUUCCUCUGCCGUCGAGAACCACUUCGGCCGAACCAUGCGACCUGCCGUGUCCGUCGCCAAACCCACAGAUGCUACCUGGGGGCGGAGUUGGCAGCGGCGGGGGUGCAGGAGGCGGAGGAAAUGGCGGAAGAGGUUCUUCUCCUAGUGUAUCCGGUGUGGCUGCACCUUCACCCUCGCCGUCUCAUUCGCACUCGUCGCCUUACGACUUGAGACGCAAGAGCCCACCUCAUCCGGACCCAGCGCCGGGCACCAGUUCUGCCCUACCACCGACGGGUGGUAGCAGUAUCGUCGCAACCCUCGGUUGUUCGUCCUUACCUGCGAGAAAACGGCCGAGACGGACGUGCUCGCUAUCUACGGAAGGUAUAAAUACGAACACAGCGGCGCACUAUCUUCAGUACGAGCUGCCGGACGAGGUGUUGCUCACGAUAUUCAAUUAUCUCAUGGAGCAGGACCUGUGCCGGGUGUCGCAGGUCUGCAAGCGUUUCCAAACGAUCGCGAACGACACGGAGCUGUGGAAGUCGCUCUACCAGCAAGUGUACGAGUACGACCUGCCGCUGUUCAAUCCGGCGCCGUGUAAAUUCGAGUUCGUCUCGCCGGACGAGUCCGACUAUCCGAAUCCGUGGAAGGAGAGCUUCAGGCAGCUGUACAGGGGCGUUCACGUCAGGCCCGGCUUCCAGGAUUUGAAGUUCAAGGGACGCAAUCUCCCGCACUUCAACACGAUUCAGGGCGCGUUGGACUACGUCGACGAGUACAGGAACAACAGCGGUGGCUCGGCGAACGGCGCCAGCACGGCCGCUGGCGGCCAGGGUUGUUGCAGUAGCGGCGGCAGUGCCGGCGGCAGCAACAACAGUUCGCAGACACUCGAAGAAGGGCCUCAGCACUUGGUGUUUCUACACGCCGGCACGUACCGAGGCGAGUUCCUCGUUAUAGACAAUGACGUGGCGCUGAUAGGCGCCGCGCCCGGUAACGUCGCGGAGUCGGUCAUAUUGGAGCGCGAGAGCGAGUCGACGGUCAUGUUCGUGGAGGGCGCGAAGCGCGCCUACGCCGGCCACCUCACGCUGAAGUUCACCCCCGACGUCACCAGUACCGUGCCGCAUCACAAGCACUAUUGCUUAGAGGUCGGCGAGAACUGCAGCCCCACCGUCGAUCACUGCAUCAUCAGAAGCUCCAGCGUCGUCGGCGCGGCGGUGUGCGUCUCGGGCGUCGGUGCUAACCCGGUGGUGAAGAACUGCGACAUCUCGGACUGCGAGAACGUGGGUCUGUACGUGACCGACUACGCCCAGGGCACGUACGAGGACAACGAGAUCUCGCGGAACGCGUUGGCCGGCAUCUGGGUGAAGAAUUACGCGAACCCGAUAAUGCGACGGAAUCACAUCCACCACGGCCGCGACGUCGGCAUAUUCACAUUCGACAACGGCCUCGGUUACUUCGAGGCGAACGACAUACACAACAACCGGAUAGCGGGGUUCGAGGUGAAGGCAGGCGCCAAUCCCACCGUCGUCCAUUGCGAGAUACAUCACGGCCAGACCGGCGGAAUUUACGUACACGAGAACGGCCUGGGCCAGUUCAUCGACAACAAGAUCCACUCGAACAACUUCGCCGGCGUGUGGAUCACCUCGAACUCGAAUCCGACCAUACGGCGGAACGAGAUCUACAACGGGCAUCAGGGCGGAGUGUACAUAUUCGGCGAGGGUAGGGGCCUGAUCGAGCACAACAACAUCUACGGUAACGCUUUGGCCGGCAUACAGAUCAGGACGAACUCGGACCCGAUCGUCAGACACAACAAGAUACACCACGGGCAGCACGGCGGCAUCUACGUUCACGAGAAGGGCCAGGGCCUGAUCGAGGAGAACGAGGUCUACGCGAACACCCUGGCCGGCGUUUGGAUCACUACGGGCUCGACGCCGGUGCUCAGGAGAAAUCGCAUCCACAGUGGCAAGCAGGUCGGCGUAUAUUUUUACGACAACGGCCACGGGAAGCUCGAGGACAAUGAUAUUUUCAAUCAUUUAUAUUCUGGAGUACAAAUAAGGACUGGCAGUAACCCGGUAAUACGCGGAAACAAGAUAUGGGGCGGACAGAACGGCGGUGUUCUUGUGUAUAAUAGUGGCUUAGGAUUACUUGAACAAAAUGAGAUUUUUGAUAACGCGAUGGCUGGCGUCUGGAUCAAGACCGACAGCAAUCCCACUCUCAAGAGGAACAAGAUAUUCGACGGCCGAGACGGCGGGAUUUGUAUAUUUAACGGUGGCAAAGGUAUCCUGGAGGAGAACGACAUCUUUCGUAACGCGCAAGCGGGUGUGCUCAUUUCGACGCAAUCUCAUCCCGUGUUGAGGAGGAACCGGAUUUUCGACGGGCUGGCAGCUGGAGUUGAGAUCACCAAUAACGCCACCGCUACGCUGGAAAGCAAUCAAAUAUUCAAUAAUCGAUUCGGCGGUUUGUGUUUGGCGAGCGGAGUGCAACCGACGACUAGAGACAAUAAAAUAUACGACAACCAGGAUGCGGUGGAGAAGGCGGUCGGGAACGGCCAAUGUCUGUACAAAAUCUCCUCGUACACAUCGUUCCCUAUGCACGACUUCUAUCGUUGUCAAACGUGCAACACAACGGACCGCAAUGCAAUAUGUGUUAAUUGUAUAAGAACUUGUCACGCUGGCCACGAUGUAGAAUUCAUCAGACAUGAUCGAUUCUUUUGCGACUGUGGCGCCGGAACGUUGAGCAAUCAGUGUCAGCUGCAGGGUGAGCCUACUCAAGACACGGAUACAUUAUACGACAGCGCUGCGCCCAUGGAAUCGCACACACUUAUGGUCAACUAGGAACUAACCUAAUAUAAUUUAAACAAUCAAACAACGUUAGAACAGUAAGUCCACUAUAUCGCGAGCACGCAGUAACCCAUUGCCGAGUUCUUUAUUGCGACAACCUACGAUGAUUUGCUUUAUACACGCCCAAUACGCGAUUGUUACUCUUUGAAGGAAAAUUUGUUGAUAUUGUUGAUAUUAUUUAAUGCCCCCAUCUGUCGGGAUCAUCGUUUCUAUUACCCCCCCCCCCCCCCNCAGCUUUGUCAUUCUUUAGUGUUAAGCGAAAAGACAUUCGCGAACGGCCGAUUACGAUUGAGAUUGUGCAUUUGUAGAUGAAUUUACACGGUGUAAAAUAACGAUGAAAUGCAGAAUGAUGUAAGCUGAGAAGAGUCGAAGAAUUUAGGAGGCGUGUGAUAUUGCAAAUAUUUAAUCAACAUGGGCGAGAGUCGGUGAUGGAUCGACACGGACGUGUUGAGCGAUCUAUUCCGCGAGUAUAUUUUCACAUUUUCUAUUAUAAUAAUGUUGAGCUAACGUAUCACUGAAAAAUGAAUACUUCGCGAGGUGUUUCGUUUUAUUUUCUGACAUUCUGGCAUAAUGCAUUGCAUUCUGGAUACAUGAAAUAUCUCGCGUUCAUUUUUCAAUGAUCCCACCUCUAUACUUUCAUGUGCAAAAUACUUAGACAAAUUUGUUUUCGUUUUGUAGAAUAUAUGAAAUAUCUAGAGAAGCAGUUUUCCAGGGAGGUCAGUCCUCUGAUGCUCGUGUUGAUUAGUAAUUUAUUAUUUAUUUUUGCGACUAUUAUAUGUUUUUUUAAAUUCCUCGACUUUGAAAAAGAGAUGAUCGUGUAGAUACCGUUGUUUAUCCUAUGAAAGUAUAUAUAUAUAAAUAUGUGUAAUCCUUUGUUCAUAUAAGAUAUGCGCCAACGGCGUAUAUUUCCUUUCUCGUUUUACCAGUACAAAAAACAAUGAGAGGAAUCAUACAAACUUGUUAAUUAUUCUAAUAUAUUUACAAAUGCAUAUUCGCAAUCAUAUUCGUUAUUUGCGAGUACAAUCUGCAAUAUCGCCUUGUAUUGGCGCUUCAUUUGUAUUCUGUUCCUCAUUAUUUUCAAUUUCACGGAAGUGUAGUACAAAAUUCUCUCUUUGCGAAAGAUCCUUUCAUCAUGGUAAAAGAUAAUUUAUUUCUACAAAUAAAUUAUCGGAAGGAAUUACAUAUUUAUUUGCUUUUUCUUGCGUUAUUUCUACGAACGGAAGUUUUUUUUUAUGAAUAAAUUAUUCGGAUAUAUAUCGGCUAAUUUAUAUACAGCUUUAUUUUGCGCAUUGAUAGAUCGGAUAUAUAUAUAUACACACAUAUAUAUAUUUUUUUCUAUAUUUCUAUAAUUUAAAAUUAAUAUGAAACGAUUGGCUUAAUGCUUUUUGUGUGUUAUAAAUUUUAUUGUAAAUGUUAUUAGCUCUACAAUGUGUUUUCUUGUUAGAGAUUAUUAGAAGGAGAGGGAGAUUGUUUCUUUGACUCGCGCCAAGACAAAUAAAGAACUCAGCAAUCAAAACGCCAAGAGAGAGAGAAAGAGAGAGAAAGAGAGAGAGAGAGAGAGAGAGAGAGAGAGAGAGAGGGAGAGAAACGGUAGUAAUACAAUAACGAAGAAGGCCCCCCAUAUAAUUAUAUGACACGAUAUAAUAUUAGGUAUAUCAAAUUAAUUUAAAUGUGUAAACGACGCAAACGCUAGACUAAUCGUAAAUCGAACUUUUCACGUCGGCUCUUUUUAUCGAGGUUCUAUCUCAAAAUCGAAAAGAAAAAAAAAAUCUGCGUAUUACAA
Messenger RNA from Dinoponera quadriceps, 5078 nucleotides. RefSeq names its product F-box only protein 11 (gene FBXO11). Gene Ontology annotation, biological process: protein ubiquitination; ubiquitin-dependent protein catabolic process; regulation of apoptotic process. The transcript has 8 exons. Bases 413 to 3289 code for a protein of 958 amino acids. Lineage: Eukaryota; Metazoa; Arthropoda; Insecta; Hymenoptera; Formicidae. The record is from RefSeq and is a predicted model, not a curated record. Gene Ontology annotation, molecular function: protein binding; zinc ion binding.